AUGACAAACAUGGACCCUAUCCACGCCGGGUGGCUGUCCCGAGCGCUGAUUCUCUCGGCAGUACGCGUCGAAAAGGUUUUCAGGAAAGUAGCUUUUUGGAAACCUCCGGCCGGCUUACCUUCGCUAUUUGGACUUUGCAUCAAAGUUAAGCCCAAUGAAGACCUUGCUGAAGCGCGAGCGAUGCUUUUUGUCGCCGAGCACACAUCUGUUCCUGUACCCAAGCUGUAUUGCGCCUUUAUUCACCAAGGAUCUACAUACAUUGUUAUGAGCAGGAUAAGAGGACAAAUGGCAUGGCUGCGCUGGAAGGACCGCUCAGAAGCGUCUCGACGGCAAGUCCUUCGUCAGUUGAGGGAAAUGGUGAUACAAAUACGCACUAUUGCCCCGCCAGCAGACACUGGUGUGGCUAACGUCGAUGGCGGCCCUAUUUACGAUUGCCGCUUACCCAAAGACCCUUCCUGGGGCCCAUACGCGACCAUGCAGGACUUCCACAAAGAGCUCGUCAACUGCAAUGAUCUCAGUACCCGUUUCGGCAGCCCAUACGAAGAUCUAAACGAACUACUAGAAUUCUACCAAAAAUUCAACGAACAUCCGGUCUUUACGCAUGGAGACCUCAGCAGUCUCAACAUUUUGGUACGAGGAGAUGACGUCGUUGGUAUUGUGGAUUGGGAGACAGCUGGCUGGUUACCCCCUUACUGGGAAUACACGUCUGCAUGGUUUGUGAAUCCUCAGAAUCCUUUCUGGCAAGCGGAGGUGGAUAGAUUCUUGACUCCUAUGUCGUAUGAGCUAAAAAUGGAAAAGAUCCGUCGGAAAUAUUUUAAUACAAUAUGA
Molecule: messenger RNA, 828 nt
Organism: Colletotrichum truncatum
Lineage: Eukaryota; Fungi; Ascomycota; Sordariomycetes; Glomerellales; Glomerellaceae
Source: RefSeq, a predicted model, not a curated record